Micromonas commoda is the source of this 1239-nucleotide messenger RNA. RefSeq lists its product with no specific name. Lineage: Eukaryota; Viridiplantae; Chlorophyta; Mamiellophyceae; Mamiellales; Mamiellaceae. The coding region runs from base 80 to 958 and encodes 292 amino acids. The record is from RefSeq and is a predicted model, not a curated record. Gene Ontology annotation, cellular component: chloroplast thylakoid membrane. The transcript is spliced from 2 exons.
ACAUGAUCCCGCCAGAACACGAGUGAAUAUUUGCUGUAUUCGAGCAUCUAUCUUCCGAGCAUCCGAGCACAUAUAUCCCAUGGCCACAGUGCACUUCACGACUUCGGUCACACAUAUGCGUGGGUCCUCCGCGCGAAAAACGGUUCUUAAAAAAACCCGCACCUGCGUCUUCACCCAAAAAUUGCAUCGCUUGUCCGUGGGGAAGAAGCGGAGAACGUUUCCCAUGACCCGGUAUUUGAAAACCUGUAUUGCUCUUCAUGUAAUACGGCCGCCAGACUGUGACCCUCGCGAAGAUGUCCUGCUCUGUUCCGGAGAAGUAUCGCGUCCCAAGCGCACGCACUUUCAAGCAUGCCUGCUGCAUGUUUUCUCGGGCAUGUGCAACACCACCAGUUGCGUCGCCUCGGCUUUUGCAUACGAAGCUUCUGGGGUGCUAAAUCAGGAGGCGACACCUUUGCAGAACGCCUUCGGCCUCACUUUCACCAUUUUUUCCGCGUGGUAUUUCCUUCGUGUAGUAAGAAAACGUGGGAACGCGGCGAAGAAAUUCCGUGUAGCUAACUCUCUUUCCAAAGAAGAGCGUGAAAGACGUGAUCUCGAGGAACUCAAGCGCGUGAAAAAACUCAAUGCACAGCAGUCAUUUGUUGGAGGGAUCACUGCAAUAGGAAUCUCCAUAGUUCUGUACGAAUUUGCACAGAACAUCCAGGCAUCCUUCGACAGUCGACCAGUCCCCGUGUCUUAUCAGAUUCGACAGAUCUCAAAUACAGUGCGCACAAUUGUGGAAGGCCUGGCUUAUCUCGCAACAUUUAUCUAUGCAGCGAAUGGAACAGGAUUAGUUGCCCUUUCCAUGCAGAAACUGUUGGAUACAGCUGUUCCGCGCGAUACAACGAAAACAGAUGGAGAAAAUCGGCGAACAACUGAUACAAAUCUGCAUCACAUAGAGGACGGCACGGAUGGUGAGUGAUUUCACUGGUGGCAACUUUUGACUGCUUUGCUUCGCAGCAUAAGGUGCAAUUUGUUGCUUGAUGUACGCAGUAAAUACUGACGGGCACUAUCAACUCACGUGUGUUUGUUAAUCACGAAGGUACCUCCCACUUCAUUUCAGCAUAGAAGGGGCAGGCAUUAUGUUAACUUGCUUUUCUCAUCGGAACGCGCGGCUUCCAGCAGAUAUGUUGCCAUCUGUUUGCCAUCGUGCCCAUCUCCUAGUCCUAGCAUGUUUGAAAUUUCGAGGAUUUGUGCUUCUUC